AUACCCAUCUUACGUUUGAAGAGCUUUCGACAUUGUUUGCUCAAGUUGAGGCUAUUCUCAAUAGCCGUCCUCUAUGUCCCAUGUCAUCUUCCCCGAAUGACUUCCUAUCCUUGUCCCCAGGGCACUUUUUAAUUGGAAGACCAUUGAAUGCACUACCGGCUCCUUCAUUGGAUAACGCUAAAGAGAGCUCCCUGGAUAGAUAUGGCAGACUUGAACAAAUCCGCCAACACUUCUGGAAGAGAUGGCAGAAGGAGUAUAUCUCAGAAAUGCAACUUCGAACCAAAUGGAAGGUUGACAAAUCAAAAAUAAACAUUGGAGACCUCGUACUGCUUCAAGAGGAUAAUUCUCCACCACUUUGUUGGCGCAUGGGUCGUAUUGUUCGAUUAUUCCAUGGAACUGACGGCGUUUGUCGAGUUGCGGACGUCGAAACUACAAGAGGCUGCGUUCGAAGACCCUUGGUUCGACUAUGUCCUCUGCCCACUUCUGAAGACCUUCAAGCUUGAAAAUCUACGCUUUUCACCGGGGGGAGGAUUAUGUCUACGCCUGUUAAUUUAUAAUAGCAAUCGCGCACCCACCAUCAUAGAUUAUCAUUUUCAUUUUUAUUAU
This is a messenger RNA of Colias croceus (clouded yellow), 606 nucleotides long. RefSeq lists its product as uncharacterized. The record is from RefSeq and is a predicted model, not a curated record. Lineage: Eukaryota; Metazoa; Arthropoda; Insecta; Lepidoptera; Pieridae. The transcript has a single exon. Bases 81 to 503 code for a protein of 140 amino acids.